AUGGGUGGAUCAAAAUCGGAUCCCGUGUUGCUGUCUCUGUUCGCAAACAGGUUCAUUUCGAUAGCCGAAGCCAUGUACGUCCUUGUGUCGUAUAGUGUUGCCGCACAUGCUGGAGGCUGCCAUCAUGACGCUGAUUGUUCUUGACCGUAAUCGACGACGACAACGACGGCAUGUGGUACGACGUCAUCGCACUUGCAGGGGAAGGGCCUUGCAGCAGACGUCGAUCAGUACCAAUAUCAAAGUGCGUGUACUACGCUGGGUGACUCGGUCAGGUACACGUAGUAGACUAAUAUGCUCGGCACAUUUCAUAGGAACGUGAGCUGCUAUCAGUAUAGUCGCCGGAGACCAUUGACAUCCCCCCCCCCCUGGCCAGGUGUGCUGACGACCUCGGGAUCUCUCACAACUGUGCUACAGGCCUCGAGUAAGUGCAGAGUCUGUCAAGUCCAGUGUCAAUGUGGCACAGCGUUGAUCUCCGAGCUCGCCUCGCGCUCGACUUGGCACACCCUUCCUGCCCACUCUAGCUUCUCUUGCGCCAUCUUUGCUCCGAAUGGAGAUCUCAUCGCCAAUGUGAGUGUCUCAAGAUGGAAGUCCAUUCAUCUUUGCAGACCUGCGAGCUCCUCGGGCAAGGCACCUGAUGCCUCUUCCCCACCACUGCACUCCCUCACUACCACAGGCGCCCCACUUGCCUGUGCACCUCGGCUCCAUGUCCUUCGCUGUGCAGUACCAGAUCGAGACCCUCGGACAGGGUGGCCUCCACAAAGGCGGUCAGUCCUAUCACUCGUCCAUACGCAUUCUGAAAAGAUCAUCGCCUGACUGAGAUGUUGGUGUGUGACAGAUGUACUCCUUUCGAACCACCCCGUCGCGGGGGGUUCUCAUCUACCGGAUAUCACGUGUGAGUUUCCAUCCUCAAGCUCGGACGAGCAGCCAAUUACUCUUUACUGAGAACAUCAUUUGUCCGAUCUCAAGGUAUCACACCCGUCUUUGGGCAAGACGGCAAGAUCAUCUUCUUCACCGCUUCGCGAGGGCAUCAUGCGGGUCAGUCAGAACUUUUAUUCUCUUGACCGCGAGAUUUUCAGUCGUUGACCGCAGUCCAUUUUCCUUUCCAGACAUCGGAGGCAUACUUCCAGGUAUGCCAAUGGGGCUACAUAGUAUCCAUACCAAAUUCUGUGGCUAACGUUCUGUCCCGAACGUGAACAGGCUCCAUGCCACCCACGUCAAAGACGAUCUUUGAGGAAGGCGCGCAGAUCAAGAGCUUCAAGGUCGUAUCAAAGGGUGCAUACCAGCGCGACGAGCUGGUCAGAUUGCUCGUCGACGAACCUGCGCAGUAUGAGGGUUGUAGUGGAACUCGUGAGUUAACGCUUACGAAUCAUGUGACGAUAGUGCACUGACAAUGUUCUUCACAGGCUGCAUGAGCGACGUCGAAUCGGACCUCCAGGCGCAGAUCGCAGCCAACAACAAGGGCGCGAACCUAAUCAAACUCCUUAUCGAGGAAUACGCUCUUCCCGUCGUGCUCGAGUACAUGCACCACAUUCGGGACAAUGCCGAACUCGCCGUGCGCAACCUGUUGAGACGGGUCGCCAAGAGGAUGAGCAAGACCGAGUUGAACGCGAUCGAUUACCUUGAUGAUGGCACGCCGAUACAAUUGAAGGUACAGAUUGAUGAGGACAAAGGCUCGGCUGUGUUUGAUUUCGCUGGGACGGGCCCCGAGAUUUUUGGUGAGUGGGUGACGGUGAGGGCACUAGAGUUUGGGAAACAAACUUACUGUUGUCACGUUGGAUGACAGGUAACCUCAACGCACCGGUCUCGGUAACUUACUCGGCCAUCAUCUACUGCUUGCGAGCGAUGGUUGAUCAGGAUGUAAGUCACUUCCGAAUCGGAAUCUUUUGGUUCGGAAAUAUGCUGACCAGGCACGUGUAUUCCUUUGAACAGAUCCCACUUAAUCAAGGCUGCCUCACACCUGUUGAGAUCAAACUACCCCCCGGGUGCUGCCUCAACCCUUCGGAUACCGCGGCUGUCGUAGGAGGGUGAGUACUCCCCACAGCACCACAAAUACAAGCUGCGCACUGACCCGGAUGUUUUGACAUUUCAAAGAAACGUCUGCACCUCGCAACGCGUCACCGACGUCGUCCUACGAGCUUUCGAAGCUGCGGCCGCAUCACAAGGGGAUUGCAACAACUUGACGUUCGGGAACGGGGGACGCAAUGAAGCGGGUGAAGCGGUCGAAGGGUUCGGUUACUACGAAACGAUCGCCGGUGGAUCGGGUGCCGGUCCGACUUGGGAUGGGACGAGCGGCGUUCAUACCCACAUGACAAACACGAGGUACGUCCCUGAUCCUUCGCAGAUAGCAAAUCGCUUCGCCGCUAUACUGACAGCUGUUACCUGGGCACGCACAGGAUCACGGACCCGGAAAUCCUGGAACGACGGUAUCCGACCAUCUUGCAUCGCUUCGAGAUUCGGAAGGGCUCGGGUGGCGAAGGGGCUUAUACGGGUGGAUGUGGUGUCAUUAGGGUACGUUCGUGGCUUUCCUCGCUGGUUGCCUGUGGGUUGUGAUGAGCUCAUUUUCUUUCUGCUUUCCUCUCCUCAUCCGGACAGGAGAUUGAAUUCCUUGAGUGAGCAUAUCAACGACUUUCCUAACCCCCACCAACAUUCACUAGCUGACCGAUCCUAUCCUCCCCCACAGACCCAUCCAAUGCUCCAUCCUUUCCGAGCGCCGCGUCUACGCCCCUUACGGACUCGCCGGCGGUGCUUCCGGAUCACGCGGUCGAAAUCUCUGGAUAAAGCAAGCCCGACCUGAACAGGAUGGGGAUUCGGGCCUCAAGCCGAGGACGAUUAAUCUGGGUGGUAAGGCGACGGUCAAGAUGGGGAGAGGGGAUCGAAUCAUUAUUGAGACGCCUGGAGGUGGAGGUUGGGGUAAGGUUGGGGAGGGGAGGAAGGUGGAGGAUGGGAAGAAGAAGGCGGGAUUCGGGAGGGGGGAUGCGAGGGGUAGUGAGGCAGAGAGGAGGGGGGCGCAGGAAGGGAUUUGA
This is a messenger RNA of Microbotryum saponariae, 3023 nucleotides long. The record is from the annotation of a GenBank genome assembly. NCBI's taxonomy places the organism in Eukaryota, Fungi, Basidiomycota, Microbotryomycetes, Microbotryales, Microbotryaceae.